Messenger RNA from Lodderomyces margitis, 1710 nucleotides. RefSeq lists its product as uncharacterized. Gene Ontology annotation, molecular function: protein binding; phosphatidylinositol-3-phosphate binding; phosphatidylinositol-3,5-bisphosphate binding. Gene Ontology annotation, biological process: autophagy of mitochondrion; protein localization to phagophore assembly site; protein lipidation. The coding region runs from base 1 to 1710 and encodes 569 amino acids. The record is from RefSeq and is a predicted model, not a curated record. Gene Ontology annotation, cellular component: cytosol; extrinsic component of membrane; phagophore assembly site membrane. Lineage: Eukaryota; Fungi; Ascomycota; Pichiomycetes; Serinales; Debaryomycetaceae. The transcript has a single exon.
AUGUCGUCAUUUAGCAUACACAAUAAUAACAACAAACAAACAGAUCAACUGAUUAAAGCAGAAUCACCAAUACCACAACAGCAGCAUCAACAUCAACAUCAACAUCAAACGCAAUCGAAUAUCAAACUGACACCACUACCACAACCACAACUACAACUACAACCACAGCCACUUGUCCAACAAACACAGUCCUUCACUAGCUUUCGUCGCUCAUCGCCAGUACCAAAAGAUUUGAAAAUACUUUGCAUAAACUUUAAUCAAGAUCAUGGGUGUUUUGCCAUUGGUCAUGAGUUGGGAUUUCUUGUCUACAAUACUGAUCCUAUAGAACUACGGGUGAAGCGGAAUUUUAACAUUGGAGGUAGUAGCAGUACCCCAUCAAGAUACAACUUGAACACUGCCACAGCAUCUAAUCAAGUAACUAAUUCCAUAGUUAAUACAACUACUCCAGGAUCAGGAUCGGGCAUUGGCCACAUCACCAUGUUACAUCGAACGAACUACUUGGCUAUAGUUGGUGGAGGCAUCCAUCCUCGUUUCCCUAAUAAUAAAUUAAUCAUCUGGGAUGAUUUAAAGAGGAAAAACAGCUUAUCGUUAGAAUUUGACCAGCCAGUUCUCAACAUCCUUUUAUCGCGGAUCAAAAUUGUUGUCAUUCUAAUUGAUGAGAUUAUUGUAUAUUCAUUUUCAUCCCCACCUAAAAAGUUGAUUAGUUUUGAAACUAGUCGCAAUGAGUUUGGUGUUGCCGAUAUGUCAGUUACAACUCCCACUACGGCAGCAACAACUUCUACUUCAUCUCCUACCCGAAAGGAGCGCGCAUCAUCAGAUACAGCAUAUACACAUGAUGGUCAAUUGGCUCCUCGCAUGCCUCGAGGAAGUCAUGGCUCGGUGUCAAGUGCAGGUUCAACAACCAGCAAUGCAUCACUCAACAGCAUCUUGAAUCAUAAUAACAAGAGUGUUUACAACAACAGUAACCACAACAACACCACCACCACCACCCACCAACCGAGCACCAUUCUUGUAUUCCCUGGUAAAGCAAUUGGUCAAAUCCAAAUUGUCGAUCUUGUUCAACAGCAACAAGGCUCAUCAGUCAAUAUAAUCAAGGCUCAUAAGUCUACUAUACGAAACUUGUGCAUAAAUAAAACCGGAACUAUGGUAGCUAGUGCAUCAGUAUUUGGCACUUUAAUUCGAGUCCACUCAACUAAAUCAACAAUUUUGCUUUAUGAGUUCCGUCGAGGGAUAGAUAAAGCCGAUAUUACUUCGAUGAAGUUUAGUCAUAAUGAUUCUAAGCUUGCCGUGUUAUCAGACAAGUACACUCUUCAUAUAUUCAAUCUACACCAAGACAACCACGAGCAACAACAACAAGAACAAGAGGACCAAAAACUCCCCAUCCAGGAGAACAAACACCACGCAUUGAAUAAAUUCAUUAGUUUUUUGCCUAGCACAUUAAUCCCGCAAUAUUUCAAAAGCACCUGGAGUUACUGUAGUGUCAAUACCAACAAGUACCACCAACAGGAACUGGAAUUGGACACAGGUGAGUUGGGCUGGGUCGGUGAUGAUGGAGUGGUUAUUGUUUGGCAAAAGAAGAAAAUUUGGGAAAAGUAUUCGAUUUUACAAAAGAGUGACCAUGGCGAUGGUGAAAGUUCGCUGGGGGAUAAGAAGGCCUCACUCGAGUAUGAAAUUGUAAGAACAAGUUGGAAAUCAUUGGAUAGUGAAUAG